GAAGGGCGGUGCUCAGGGACUAGGUGCGGAGCCGCCAGGGCCGGGGGCGGAGGCAGGUGAGAACCGGUGGUUGGGGUUGCCGGCUGGUGAGAGGUUCCGCCGGACUCCCGGCUUCUCUGGCUCAGUGUCCCCGACUCUGGGGAUCGGUCCCGAGCGGUCGGCGAGUUCCAAUGUGAAGUGAUUUGGAUCUUCGGACAAACGAUUCUUAGGAGCCAUGCUGUCAGAAGUCCUGCUGGUGUCCGCUCCAGGGAAAGUCAUCCUUCACGGAGAGCAUGCUGUGGUUCAUGGCAAGGUAGCACUGGCUAUGGCCUUAAACUUGAGAACAUUCCUCCGGCUUCAGCCCCACAGCAAUGGGAAAGUGUGCCUCAACUUACCAAACAUUGGCGUCAAGCGGGCCUGGGAUGUGGCUGGACUUCAGCUGCAGGAUACGAGCUUUCUGGAGCAGGGUGACGCCACAGUGCCCACUGCAGAACAAGUGGAGAAGCUCAAGGAGGUGGCUGGCAUCACCCAGGACGGCGCCAAACCUGAGGGCCUGGCUGUGCUGGCCUUUCUCUACCUGUACUUGUCCAUCUGCCGGAAGCAGAGGGCCCUGCCCAGCCUGGACAUCACGGUGUGGUCACAGCUGCCCACUGGGGCCGGCCUGGGCUCCAGCGCCGCCUACUCUGCGUGUAUGGCCGCCGCUCUCCUGACCAUGUGUGAGGAGAUCCCAAACCCUCAGAAGGAUGGAGUGUCCGCCAGCAGGUGGGCCGUGGAGGAUUUGGAACUAAUUAAUAAGUGGGCCUUCCAGGGGGAGAGAAUGAUUCAUGGGAACCCGUCUGGAGUGGACAACGCUGUCAGCACCUGGGGAGGAGCGCUCCGGUUCCAACAAGGAAAGAUCUCCUCCCUGGAGAGGCCACUGGCUCUGAAGAUCCUGCUGACCAACACCAAAGUCCCUCGCAGCACAAAGACUCUUGUGGCCAGUGUCAGGAGCCGGCUGCUCAAGGUGCCCUCCUGGUCUGCUCCUGGGCGGGGUUAUGGCAGGGCCUCAGCAGCCACAUCUGGGGGCUCGAGCCUUCCCUCUGCCCCGUGGUUCCCAGAGAUCAUGACACCCCUGCUGACCUCCAUCAAUGCGAUUUCACUGGAGUGCGAGCGGAUGUUGGGGGAGAUGGCUGUGGCCCCGGCACCAGAGCACUACCUCGUGCUGGAAAUGAAACCUUCUCCUCCUCCAGGAGCUCAUCGACAUGAAUCAGCAUCAUCUCAAUGCCCUUGGCGUGGGCCAUGCCUCACUGGACCAACUCUGCCGGGUGACCAUGGCCCAUGGACUGCACAGCAAGCUCACCGGCGCGGGCGGCGGUGGCUGUGGUAUCACGCUCCUCAGACCAGAUCUGGAGCAGCCGGAGGUAGAAGCCACGAAGCAGGCUCUGAAUGACUGCGGGUUUGACUGCUGGGAAACCAGCAUCGGGGCCCCCGGCAUCUCCGUCCACUCGGCUGACUUCCUGGACCCCUCCGUGCGCCAAGCCCUGGAUGGUCUCUGAGAUGAACCUGUGCUGCUGCAGCCCCACCAAGAAGCCCCUUCCUGGGGUAUUCUAGGUGCCAGAGUCAGCUUCUGUGCUGGCCAGUAAGCCCCAAGGCCCUGUGCGCCAGCCUUUCCAGCGGCCACACCCCUCCAUUCCCAGCAGUAUGAUCUGGAACCAGCACUGGGCUGGGGUCCCUGGAAGACCCAGCCCGUGUCCUGCCUUCUCUUGAGCUGCCUGGGCAAUGGGGCCAUGUGGGGUCCUCUGUAAUGUGAGGGGCUUCCUUCCUGUCCUCCCUGAAGCUCCCACACCCGCCUGCUUUGGGCCGCUGCCGCCUUCUCAAACCCUCUGUCCACUUGGUUGGACACUUGGAUGCAGUGUGCCUUCUCCCUCCCUCUGCCUUUACCCUUCCACCUAUCUCUCAGGGUUU
Messenger RNA from Mustela lutreola (European mink), 1923 nucleotides. RefSeq names its product mevalonate kinase (gene MVK). Lineage: Eukaryota; Metazoa; Chordata; Mammalia; Carnivora; Mustelidae. The record is from RefSeq and is a predicted model, not a curated record. Gene Ontology annotation, biological process: isoprenoid biosynthetic process; cholesterol biosynthetic process. Gene Ontology annotation, molecular function: mevalonate kinase activity; ATP binding. The transcript is spliced from 11 exons. Bases 215 to 1408 code for a protein of 397 amino acids. Gene Ontology annotation, cellular component: cytoplasm.